Thalassophryne amazonica is the source of this 1987-nucleotide messenger RNA. Its product is annotated as sodium- and chloride-dependent GABA transporter 1-like. The record is from RefSeq and is a predicted model, not a curated record. Gene Ontology annotation, cellular component: membrane; axon; cell surface. Gene Ontology annotation, biological process: sodium ion transmembrane transport. Lineage: Eukaryota; Metazoa; Chordata; Actinopteri; Batrachoidiformes; Batrachoididae.
CAUGUUGUGCAUGCAUCAUCGACGCAAUGGUUCCCUGCUGAAAACCGUCUCAUAUUUUAUAGGUCGUUUACUUCUCGGCUACAUACCCUUACUUCAUGCUGUUUAUUCUCUUCAUCCGUGGGGUGACUUUACCUGGAGCUAAAGAAGGCAUUCUGUUCUAUAUUACACCUGAGUUUGAAAAACUGAAAGAAUCUGAGGUCUGGCUGGAUGCAGCGACACAGAUCUUUUUUUCUUAUGGAUUGGGAUUGGGGUCACUUAUAGCUCUGGGCAGCUACAACCCUUUCAACAACAAUGUUUACAGAGACUCUGUCAUUGUGUGCUGCAUCAACUCGUGCACCAGCAUGUUUGCUGGCUUUGUAUUCUCCAUUGUUGGCUUCAUGGCACAUGUGACAAAGAAAGACAUCGCCGAUGUUGCAGCUUCAGGUCCAGGUUUAGCUUUUCUGGCCUACCCGGAGGCAGUAACCCAGCUGCCGGUGUCUCCUCUCUGGGCCGUUCUGUUCUUCUCCAUGCUGCUCAUGCUGGGGAUCGACAGCCAGUUCUGCACUGUUGAAGGCUUCAUCACCGCUCUGGUGGAUGAGUUUCCCAAGGUUCUUAGGGGUAGACGAGAGAUCUUCAUCGCAGUUGUCUGUCUGGUGUCCUAUGUGAUCGGACUUUCAAACAUCACACAGGGUGGAAUCUAUGUGUUCAAACUGUUUGACUACUACUCUGCCAGUGGAAUGUGUCUGCUGUUCUUGGUCUUCUUUGAAUGCAUCUCCAUAUCCUGGUGCUACGGUGUGAACAAGUUCUACGACAACAUUGAAGAGAUGAUUGGCUACAAGCCAUGUGUAUGGUGGAAGUUGUGCUGGGUCGUGUUCACCCCACUCGUCGUGGCGGGGGUGUUCUUGUUCAGCGCCGUACAAAUGGUUCCUCUCACAAUGGGAGAUUAUGUGUUCCCAAGCUGGGGCCAGGGAGUGGGCUGGCUUAUGGCUCUGUCCUCCAUGGUUCUCAUACCGGGAUACAUGAUCUAUAUGUAUCUUGGACUCAAGGGUACCUACGAAGAGCGAUUGAGGAUAAUGCUUCGGCCUCCUGCAGUUGUCAAGCGACGUCAAGAAAAUGGACCAGAGCAACAGGUGGAAACCAACACAGCAAAUCUAACCAGCCCUACCAAUCCUGCUAAUCUAGCUCCGGCAAACCCGACCAGCCCAACCAAUCCAGCUCCUGUCAACUCAACCAGUCCAGUGACCACCGCAAACCCAGCAGUGCCAAGCACUGCAGCUACGGUUGCUAGCCCGGUGAACCCUGUAGCUAUCCCCACCAUCACCACCACAGCCACCACAGUUUGUCCGGUUAACCCCAUCGCCAUGUUUAUCCCAGCCAGCCCGCCGCCAAACCUCACUAGCCCAACGGCGCCUGUUAACCCCCCAAACCCAGCAAGCCCAACUUCGAACCUGCCCAACACUGAGGCCAGUGUGUAGACAACAACACAACCCUCAUGGAGCAUGUAGAAAAAAAGAGAACAUUACAAAGGACUUCCAAGAUUUUAAUUGAGUCACCUACCUCCAUGGGAAAUAUGUGAUCAAAACAGAUUUUCAAACCAGAUUUAAUUUCUCUGCAUUUUUAAAAUCAAACCAGUGAUGUCUCAUUUUUGGUUUGCAUUCUGAUAACAACAAGAAAGACUGUUAAUGUCCAGAAAUACAACUAUCAGUCUGAGCAACAACACAACAACAAAAAAAAUGCUGUGUAAUACUGUGAGGAAAAAAAACAGAACAAAAACAACCAUAGAGGUAUAGAUUAGGAAUUUGUGGAUUAUCUUCAUGAAUCAAGUCAUUACAGUGUGAAUAUAGUAGAUGCCAUAGUGAACAAAAUUGACGUAACUGAAGAGUGAACUGAAGAGAUGCAUCAGUUUUAUUGUGGAUGUUUACCAAACCUCACGCAGCGAUCGCCUUUCCAAACAUCGCACUCCGUGAGGCAAACCACAGUGAGGAGCUCGAAGAAAGCACAAUGCCAA